AAAAACAUGAUUAAAAAUGGUGCAAAAAACUCAAAUAAAAACAAUACGAUAACAACAACUAUAGUAUCUAAAGGCAAAGUCAACCAAACUAAUAUCUAAUUAUAAUAAAAUAUAAAAAGGACCGCAGGAAAUCAUAACAAAAAGCACACCAAACGAAAAACUCAAACACAACGAGACGAAAAAAAGCAAGGUAAAAAAUCCAUCAAGAUGAGUAAUGAGCAAACAACGCCCACUGAUGAUAAAGUUGCCAAACAGCAAGUUGUUGCCUACACGCAAAAAUCGCAAAUCAAACAUGAAAAUCGUCACAUACAAUUGGUGCGUGAGUAUGGCUUUCAUCCGAGAACGAAGGCGACUGUCGAGGACGGUGAUGUGUUGCCAAAGAAAUUCGAACCGUUUCCGGAGAAUAUGUAUGGCAAACCAUUGGAGGAAAUUGAUAAUUUCAUUUAUGAAGAGACAUUUUGUGUGGUGUCCAAGCGAUUUCGUAAGAAUUAUAUACACCGCUUCACCGGCACUAAAAGUCUCUUCCUUUUCCAUCCAUGGAGUACGGGACGUCGUGUUUGCGUCUACAUAGCAACGAAUCAAUUCUUCGACUACUGUGUCAUGGCCACUAUUUUGUUCAAUUGCAUUUUUUUAGCCAUGACCGAGACUGUGGAAGAAGCUGAGUACAUCUUCCUAGCCAUUUACUCCAUUGAAAUGGUGAUAAAAAUUGUUGCCAAAGGCUUCUUACUAAAUAAAUACACGUAUCUGCGGAAUCCAUGGAAUUGGCUAGAUUUUGUGGUGAUAACAAGUGGUUAUGCCACUAUAGGCAUGGAGGUUGGUAAUCUGGCUGGAUUACGUACGUUUCGCGUAUUGCGCGCUCUAAAGACUGUUUCAAUAAUGCCAGGACUAAAGACUAUCAUUAAUGCAUUACUCCACUCAUUUCGACAAUUAGCCGAAGUAAUGACGUUGACUAUUUUCUGCUUAAUGGUCUUUGCACUAUUUGCACUACAGGUGUAUAUGGGAGAACUGAGAAAUAAAUGUGUUAGAAAUCUUCCGGAUGAUUGGAUUAAUACUACUGAUCUAGAGUGGCGGAGUUGGAUUAAUGAAACAGACAACUGGCUUUACGACGACGAGGAACUGCCAAUGCUUUGUGGCAAUUUGACUGGUGCUCGCCACUGUCCCUCGGGCUACACUUGUCUCUGUGUAGGCGAAAAUCCAAAUCAUGGUUACACGAAUUUCGAUAAUUUCAUGUGGUCCAUGUUAACAACGUUUCAGUUGAUUACACUGGAUUAUUGGGAGAAUGUGUACAAUAUGGUCUUGGCCACAUCCGGUCCAAUGAGUGUUUCAUUUUUUACUGUGGUUGUGUUUUUUGGCUCAUUUUAUUUAAUUAAUCUAAUGUUAGCCGUAGUCGCACUAAGUUACGAGGAAGAAGCCGAAAUCACAAACGAAGAACGCAAGAAAGACUUAUUGGAUCAUCGAGAUGAUUCAACAUUUAGCUUCGACCCGUCCGUUUUAAAUGUUAAAAAAUUAAAUAAGAACAAUAAAAAGAAGAUUGAUUCGCGUAAGGGAGUGUUACUCGCUUCAUAUAGCAAGAAGAAGACUCGUCGAAAAAAACUAAAAGGUGCCAAAGAUAGUAUCAACAAUGCAAACGACAGCAACGGAAAUGGCCAAAAUAAAAGUAGAUCCGUUACACCAAGCCCCGGUCCAAGUCCACGUCAUAGCAAUGCCGAACGUCCUAAGGAAUUGCAACUGCAACUCAGCGGUAGCCAACAGCAGCAACUGCUACCACCAUCUAAUACACAACAACAACCAAAACAACAGCAAGAAAUGCAGGAGCUAGACAAAUUUCAAGAUAUUCCAACAGAAGCACUAAUACCGAAAGAUGCUCAAACUCUUCGUACACGUAUUGGGUUCCAAGAAGAUGGUAAUAAAAAUCCUAAUAUGUUAUAUCCAUCCGAUUAUAAGGGUCAACUGGUGCCCGGGAGUCGCCAGGCAAGUUCCAAUUCGAGUGGCGUUUAUCGUGAAUCAUCUCAAGACGAUUCCGGUGUAGUGGACGAUCAUGAAGAACAGGAUGCCGCCGCCGAAAUGGUGAAUGUGUCCACAGUAGAGCUGCCAAAUGAGUUAACCUCGGUAACGUUGGCUUUGUCGCCGCGAGAGGUGCGUCUCAUCAAAUGCAAUGGUAACAUUGCACGCAUUAAGAAGCAUAACAUUUAUGCGCUUCACCAGGAGUUUUCCUCCGAAAUUGUAGUGAUCGAUGAUCUUCCCGAUCGUAAUUGUGAUAAAUGCGUACAGUGUUGUGCCAAUUAUGAAGGUUGGCUACAGUUUCAAAACUGUCUAUACAAGGUGGUGCGCGAUCCACUUUUCGAAUUAGCCAUAACACUUUGCAUAGUACUAAACACGGCGUUUCUCGCUAUGGAACAUCAUGGCAUGAGUGAGAACUUUCGGAAUGCUUUAGACGUAGGAAAUAAAGUUUUCACGUCGAUAUUUACAUUUGAAUGCAUCAUUAAAUUAAUGGCUUUAUCCAAGGAUUUUUUUCUUUGUGGAUGGAAUAUAUUCGAUUUGAUAAUAGUGACUGCAAGUUUAUUAGAUAUCAUUUUUGAGUUGGUGGAUGGUCUUAGUGUAUUACGGGGCCUACGUUUGCUCCGUGUGUUAAAAUUAGCACAGUCCUGGACAACAAUGAAGGUCCUACUCAGCAUAAUUAUAUCGACAAUAGGUGCUUUGGGUAACCUUACCCUAAUUUUGGUUAUAGUGAUUUAUAUUUUUGCUGUGAUUGGCAUGCAAUUGUUUUCGAAGGAUUACACACCAGAAAAAUUCGAUCCGGACCCGGUGCCAAGGUGGAAUUUUAAUGAUUUUUUUCAUUCGUUUAUGAUGAUUUUUCGUAUAUUGUGUGGGGAGUGGAUUGAGCCGCUAUGGGAUUGUAUGCGUGCGGAGGAAGAGCAAGGUGCCUCCUCAUGCUUUGCAAUAUUUUUGCCAACUUUGGUUAUGGGUAAUUUUAUGGUGCUAAACUUGUUCUUGGCGUUGUUGCUCAACAGUUUCAAUUCGGAGGAAUUGAAGUCGAAAAAAGAGAUUUUCAAAAAAAAGGAGGUCGGUGAAGAGUCGAAAUUGGCGCGCAGCAUCGAACGCGUACGCGAUUUGAUACGCAAAAAGCGACAGGAGCGUAAGGAACGCAAGGAGCGUAAAUACGCUACGAAGUUCCAACAAAUCGUUAUAGAAGCUCAGCAAGCGGCGGCGCAGGUCAUCGAGAAACCGAGCUUAACGACAGAGACUAAAUUACAUAGGCUCAGCUAUCAGGAGUCCAUGAAUCGUCCGGUAUCUGGUUCGGAUUUUGGUUUUCAAAUACCCUUAAAGGAUACCUUACACACCAUCGUUGAUGGGGUGGAGUGUGAGCAUGAGCUUCCUGAAAAGCAACAUUUACAGCAACAGCACUUGCAAUCGCCCACACAAUUGCAACAGCAACAGCAGCAGCAACAGUUGCAUCAUAUGCAGUUGCAGCAGCAAGCGCCCUCUUUCGAUGGCAUCACAACAACAACUAGCUCUUGCCAAUUAGACAAUAAUAGUCGCAACGACUACAAUACGCUUUAUCCGCAAGCAGAGCGCCGUCUGUUGCAUCAAGUGUCUUCCGGUUUCGGCACCCAACACAACGAUUCACGCGACGAGCCCACAUACACCGAGUCCAUUGAAUUGCGUCUCAUGGGUCAAUAUAAUUCGACUGAUACUGAUCCAUAUGCGAAUGAUCAGCGUAGCGGUUCAUUUAUGCGUGGAGACUCGCUCCAAGAUACAUUGUCGCGUCGCUUUUGCAACGAUGAGCAUGACGAAGCUUAUUUGCAGUAUCAAAAGUCGCUGCUGACACGUUCUCCAAGCUAUCGCAAGUCCUUGGAUCGUCUGUCGCAGUCGAGCGAUCAGUCCCAACGCUCUCUCAUAGCGUCGCGUAGUUUAAAGUCCGAAGAUGAUUUGCACUUGAGCGCACGUCGACACUCGAGUGGUCAGUCGCUCAAUACGAUAUCCAUAGAGCAUGAGGAAUUACUCUCACAUCAUGGGAACCUGCGUGAUGACCUAUUGAAUUGCGAACACAAAGAGCUCUUCCAGUUUCUUCAAGAUGAUGCGGACAAUAGUAAUAAUUAUUUUAGCGAGACAGUUGGUUAUGGCUCAGCAAUUGUCGAUCCCGACACCGAUUCAUUGAUAGUUGAUGGGCGUAAGGAUGAACGGAAGCCAUCUACGAGCAGCAUUAAGUCGAAUUUAAGCUACAUAUCCAACUCGAUAAUGCAACAGAUAGAGCUCCGCCGUAAUGGUAGUCAUGCAUCCAGCAACGGUAAUGGGCAUGGCAAUGAGAGUCUACCAUUAGUUGAGCACUCCGAAUUCGAUAAUAUCAUUCAGAGUUUCGAGAAAGAGUUGGAAGAAAUCAAGCGAUCAACAACGUCUCUGGAGCGACGUUUGUCAACGCUCUCGGAACCUUCACCUGCAGCUGAUGAGGCAAAUAAAGCUAUUCUGGAUCAUAUUGCAGUCAUAACUGGCGCGUCUGCUCGUUCAGCCGCCGAUGAAGUUGUACACCCGCUGAAUCCGUAUGACAGUUAUGAUCUUUCUACUGUGCCACGACGCCAGCAUCCACUUCUCUCCAGCACCGAUCGCAAUUCGGUGAAGAUAAAACGACGAAGUCUUGAGAAGCAGCGUAAAAUUGACGAAGACUUUAGCAUAUCAAAUGAAAUACGCAAAAUCUGUGAUCAAAUUCAUGCCCCAUUCGUGACCAUCGAAUCAAUGGCUGUAGCAGCUACCGUUACAGCAGCCGCCAAAUCACCAUUUUCACGUCAUAAAAGCGAUCAGUUUGCGGCACAAUUCGACCGUUUCAAACGCCUGUCCCUCAUCGAAAGGGUCGAUGAAGUACCUGAAGAAGAGAAACCCAUAUCAACCCUUCGCAUGGAGUCGGAAAAAUUGCCACGCAAGUGCCUCACAACAGACGCCAUUCGACUUGAUAGCUUAUCGCUCAAGAGCACAAAUUCUUAUGAGAAUUUACUGAUACAAAAGCAACAAUUGAGUCGUCAACAUAGUAAUCCACGUGACACUGGCUCCAUACCACCAACGCCACCGACGUCGCUAAAAUCGAAGCUCGAACCGCCAACACUAGCACAAAUAUCCUCUAUCAAGACCACGCCGCCGCUAGCGGCACUCACUGAGCACCAACAACAUUAUCAUGCCUCGAAAAUACAUGACCCACCUCCAUCAUCACUACUACCACUACAACAACCACUUCUAUCGUCAGCAACAAAAAACACCAUUUCCACCUCUAUCUCCACUGCUACCACUUCCACCUCGACCAUCCGCCCAAAGGCUGCUGGCGAUGUGGUCUCUAUGCGCGCCAAACGUUUCGCCGAGCAUCCUCAAUCGACUCUAGACAAAGCCGCUUCCUUUCAAUCCACACGCACUGAGUCGCAUAGUUCAUGCGGUGGAGGUAUAGCCGAUACCAGUUCCGUACUGGCACUGGGGACACGAACAUCUGCGAGCGGUGCUAUGGUUACGGAGACAGCCGAACCAACACAACAGAAGUCAGCCUUCUCACGGCUAACCGAAAAACCAUGGCAUUGUCUGGUCUCCUACGUAGACGAUCUCACUGUUGGUGGGAGACGUAACUCGCAGGGAGCAUACAAUGAUCCCAUGACUUUUCCAAGUUUCGGACAAACGAAAACACCCAAAGUGCCAGACGAUUGCUUUCCGCAGAAGUGCUAUGAUCACUUCUAUUUCCGCUGUCCGUGGUUCAUGUCGUGUAUGGACACGAAGAGCGCCAGACAUUGGACAGGUAUAAGGACGGCUGUCUUGGCGGUUGUUGAUACUCCAGCCUUUGAGUGGUUUGUGCUAGUGCUCAUAUUCGCGUCGAGCAUUACCCUUUGCUUCGAGGACAUCUAUUUAGAUAGUAAUAAGACCUUGAAGCGUAUACUCUACUGGACAAAUUUCUCAUUUUGCCUCAUUUUUGUCAUUGAAAUGAUAUUGAAAUGGUUAGCCUUGGGAUUUUCCAAAUAUUUUACGAGCUUUUGGACGAUAUUGGACUUCAUUAUAGUCUUCGUCUCCGUGUUCUCAUUGCUUAUCGAAGAGAACGAAAACCUCAAAGUCUUGCGUUCGCUGCGAACACUGAGAGCUUUGCGUCCAUUGCGCGCCAUCUCACGGUGGCAAGGAAUGCGAAUUGUAGUAAAUGCUCUCAUGUAUGCAAUACCGUCAAUUUUUAAUGUACUUUUAGUUUGUUUAGUCUUUUGGUUGAUAUUUUCGAUAAUGGGUGUACAAUUUUUCGGUGGUAAAUUUUUUAAAUGCCUCGACGAUGACGGGGAAUUGCUGCCAGUGACGGAAGUGAACGACAAAGAUGAUUGCAUUAAACAAAAUUAUACAUGGAUCAAUUCCAAAAUUACUUUCGAUCAUGUAGGCAUGGGCUAUCUGGCGCUACUGCAAGUGGCCACCUUCGAGGGUUGGAUGGAAGUGAUGGCCGAUGCAGUGGAUGCACGUGGUGUCGAUCUGCAGCCACAACGAGAAGCCAAUCUCUAUGCCUAUAUUUACUUCGUCAUUUUCAUCGUAUGCGGCUCAUUUUUUACACUUAAUCUAUUUAUUGGAGUUAUUAUCGAUAAUUUCAAUAUGCUCAAGAAGAAGUAUGAAGGAGGAGUGUUGGAAAUGUUUCUCACCGAAUCUCAAAAACACUAUUACACCGCCAUGAAAAAGUUGGGACGAAAAAAACCACAGAAAGUCAUUAAGCGACCAAUAAAUCAUUUUUUAGCAAUGUUUUAUGAUUUAUCGAAUUCGAGAAGAUUCGAAAUAGCUAUAUUUGUAUUGAUUUUUUUAAAUAUGUUAACAAUGGGUAUCGAGCACUACAACCAACCGCAUUCCGUGUUUUUCAUACUCGAAGUAAGCAAUGCAUUUUUUACCACUGUCUUUGGGCUGGAGGCGAUCGUGAAGAUCAUCGGUCUGCGUUAUCAUUACUUUACUGUGCCAUGGAACGUUUUCGAUUUCCUACUUGUACUUGCCUCGAUUUUCGGCAUCCUCAUGGAGGAUAUCAUGAUCGAUUUGCCCAUCAGCCCAACCCUAUUGCGUGUGGUACGCGUCUUUCGCAUCGGUCGUAUACUGCGUCUUAUUAAAGCGGCCAAGGGUAUACGUAAACUAUUGUUCGCUUUAGUUGUCUCACUGCCGGCGCUAUUUAAUAUUGGCGCACUACUGGGACUGAUCACCUUCAUCUAUGCGAUAUUGGGCAUGUCACUGUUCGGCCAUGUUAAGCUGCAGGGCGCCUUAGAUGAUAUGGUGAACUUUCAGACAUUCGGACGCAGCAUGCAGCUGUUGUUUCGGCUUAUGACCUCCGCUGGUUGGAAUGAUGUGCUGGAAUCACUGAUGAUUCAACCACCUGAUUGCGAUCCCUUCUUCAAUAAACAAACAAACGGAGACUGCGGCCAUCCCCUAUUGGCCAUCACCUAUUUUACUAGUUUCAUUAUAAUCAGUUAUAUGAUUGUGAUUAACAUGUAUAUUGCAAUUAUUUUGGAGAAUUUCAAUCAAGCACAUCAAGAGGAAGAGAUCGGUAUUGUCGAAGAUGAUUUGGAAAUGUUCUAUAUCAGAUGGUCCAAAUACGACCCACACGCUACACAAUUCAUACACUUUGGUCAACUUUCGGAUUUCAUUGCCUCACUCGAUCCACCGCUUGGCAUUUCGAAGCCCAACACUGUAGCGUUGGUCUCAUUCAAUUUGCCGAUAUCGAGGGGUAAUAAAAUUCAUUGCCUUGAUAUUUUACACGCACUCGUCAAACAUGUGUUGGGUCAUGUGGAGGAAACUGAUAACUUCAAGCAGUUGCAAGAGCAAAUGGAUGUGAAAUUCAAGAAGCAAUUCCCUACACGCAAGGAAUUGGAAAUCGUUUCAUCUACACGUAUUUGGAAGCGGCAAGAGAAAGCUGCUAAGACAAUACAGAAUGCAUGGCGUGAAUAUCAGCGCAUGAAGAAAGAGAAAGAACGCUCAAAUUCAGGUGACAGCAUGACUCAGACAUCAAGUCCCGGCGGAUGGCAGUCUAAAUUGUCUGCGCUUAAUUUCUUCCACCUACAAGUCAGUCGUCGCGGCACACAAUGUUCCAGUCGUGCGUCGUCACGUAAAUCCUCACGUGCCUCUGAUGCUUCCGAUCUGAGCGAGUUGGCCGGCCCUUGGCUGAAUCUACCACUAAUGCUGGUAUCUGGCGCUGAUGAUGUGGUGAAGGACAUAAAGCAGCAAAGCGAGGAACUUGGAAAGCGUCCUAUUUCUAGAAUGUCCUCUUGUCUCUCCCUAACAUAUGAGUCAUUGCUCGCAGAAAUGGUCUCAAACGUUUUACGAAGGGGCUCACAUUCAAGCGAUUUAGAUUUAUUAGCAAAUGAUAAUGAUUGUGAAAGAGGCAUCUCACCAAUAACAACGGCAAUUUCCUCCACUACCAUUGCCACCGAUAGACAAACCCAACCUCAACUACAUCAGCAACAACAACUACCUACGCAAAUAGCGCCAACGCCAACGCGAAAACGUGCCACCAGUUUCAUACGUAAAAAGCCACCGCUAGAAAGAGCGGAUGGUUCAACACCGGAAGUGAUUGUAACGAAACCAUCGCCGGAGCAGCAAUCGGGUCCGAGCGGCUUAAGGCCUGAGAACUCGACAUUGGUGCAUGUGUUAGUGCAUCGUGAGAGUGAAGAGUAUAAGGAGGAGGAUGAUGAGGAGCAUGGCGGUGUGGGUGGUGGAACCUCGUCGACUGGAGGAAUAGGAAAAUGCAAGCCACCGCAAAUACAUAUUAGCCCGGGCUCGGAAGAUAUACGCUUUGACGAACUGCUACCAAUGCAACAGCCCAUUGUGCAAAUAAUGGUUGAUAGUCCCAAAGAGCCACCUCGUGGUGACUUUUCUGAUGAAUAUCUAGAACCUGGAGUAAAAGUUCAUGACUACCAGCCACCCAUCAUCGAAGCUUCAGCUCGUACAGAAGCUGACACUAGGCCAUCAUUUGAUGAAAUAACACCAGCUACACCGAUCGACUUAAAUGCACCCAUCGAUGUCAACAUACAGGGUGACACAUCUAGAGUGUUCUACGAUUACAACCCACUGGAAUGUAAUGAAAUUAUCGUGUUGGAGACAUUAACCGAAGGAUCACCGAAAUCGGAUGACUCGCCAAUACCACACGAUGUACUGCCUGCACCACCAACAGCAACGAUUUCAUCUUCACCUGCAACACCCAUAGCGGCAACACUUUGUGGCAUGCAUGAAAGUGGCGCUAGGGCCAGCGAUAGUGGCACAUCGGAUGACAGUGAUAAAGCAGUUAGAUGACCUUCACUACAAACAGCACCGGUGACAGAGAGCUCCAUCUCGUCAAGCACCAGUUGCUGUAGUUCAAGACCCGUGUCCACAUACAGUUCGACAUCAGCGGC
Molecule: messenger RNA, 9359 nt
Organism: Ceratitis capitata (Mediterranean fruit fly)
Lineage: Eukaryota; Metazoa; Arthropoda; Insecta; Diptera; Tephritidae
Gene: NaCP60E
Product: sodium channel protein 60E
Exons: 32
Coding region: 208-9258 (3016 amino acids)
Biological process (GO): neuronal action potential; sodium ion transmembrane transport; membrane depolarization during action potential
Cellular component (GO): plasma membrane; voltage-gated sodium channel complex
Molecular function (GO): voltage-gated sodium channel activity
Source: RefSeq, a predicted model, not a curated record